Aspergillus terreus NIH2624 is the source of this 2583-nucleotide messenger RNA. RefSeq names its product beta-glucosidase H. Gene Ontology annotation, biological process: glucan catabolic process. NCBI's taxonomy places the organism in Eukaryota, Fungi, Ascomycota, Eurotiomycetes, Eurotiales, Aspergillaceae. The coding region runs from base 1 to 2583 and encodes 860 amino acids. The record is from RefSeq and is a predicted model, not a curated record. Gene Ontology annotation, molecular function: beta-glucosidase activity. The transcript has 5 exons.
AUGGGUUCCAUGCGUUCAAACGUUGAUAUUGAUUCCUUGUUGAGCCAGCUCACGCGUGAGGAAAAGGUCUCCCUCCUCAGUGCGACAGACUGGUGGCGUACACCCGUAAUCCAGCGCGAUGGCUUCACCAUUCCGCACAUCAAGACCACGGAUGGACCAAAUGGAGCGCGCGGCGAGAGCUACGUCAGCGGGAUCAAGGCAGCUUGUUUCCCAUGCGGAACCUCUCUGGGAGCCAGCUUCGACCGCGACCUGCUUUUCCGUACGGGCCAGGAAAUCGCAAGAGAGGCGAAAACGAAAUCAGCGAAUGUGCUGCUAGCCCCGACAUUGAAUGUCAUUCGCUCACCCCGCGGUGCGUGCCCUCUCAUCGAUCGCUACGGUGGUCGGAAUUACGAAACAUACUCGGAAGAUCCGUUUGCACUGGGCGUACUUGCAGCUGCUUUUGUCAAUGGCUGCCAGUCGGAAGGUAUAGCGGCAACGCCGAAACACUUCGUGGCGAACGAGACCGAGAAUAAUCGCACGAUUCUCACGGUUGAUGUUGAUUCACAAACGCUGCGGGAAAUAUACCUUCUACCAUUUCAGCUUGUGAUGAAACAUUCAAGUCCUUUGUGCCUUAUGACAAGUUAUAACCGCGUCAACGGCACCUAUGUCGCGGACAGCGAGCAGCUGGUGAAUGGCAUCCUCCGCGGUGAGUGGGGGUUCCAAAACCUGGUGGUGUCAGACUGGAUGGGCGUCUACUCCACGGCCCAAUGUCUGAAUGCAGGGGUGGACCUGGAAAUGCCGGGGCCGACAAAAUUGCGUGGAGAGAAGCUCCUGCAGGCCAUAGAGCAGGGCGAAGUCAGUGAUGCGACAAUCAACGCUUCGGCUAGACGGGUUCUCGAGCUUGCACGAGUAUUGGGUCGAUUCGAAAACCCCGAAGAACCGCCAGAACAAAGUGUAAGCAAUACUGGCCGUGAUUUGUUCAUCCGAGAUGCGAGCGCCGCUGGGAUGGUGUUGUUAAAGAACGACGGUGACAUUCUGCCCUUGCCAAAGGCAUCAACCGUGACGGUUGUGGGCUACCAUGCGCUGCACGUCGCUUUAGGUGGUGGAGGAAGUGCGCGUGUGGACGCCAUUCAUGCGGUCAGCCCGGUAGAGGGACUCAGGGCAGCUGGGUAUGAAGUUGACGCCUGCCCUGGGGUUCCUGUGUAUGGAGCCCUUCCCCAUCCCGAUGCCGCCCUCAUGUAUGACUCUGUGUCCAAGACCAAGAUGCCUGAGCCAGUGAGGGUCGAGUGGUUCAACGGAUGCACUAUCGGAGAGAAGCUGGCGCUUGAGGAAACGAAGGCACUACCGGAAUACAUGAUCAAGGAAAAGUGGCCGUCCUAUCUGGAGCAGAUUUACUGCACCCGCAUGACUUACGAUGUCUGCCCUUCCUCAAGCGGCGAACAUCUGCUCUCGGUCAUUUCCACUGGACCAGCCAUCUGCUACAUCAAUGGAGAGCGCGUCUUCGAGCGGCCUCAAGAGACGGAUCUUCGCCCGGAAUCCUUUUAUUUCUUCAAAUCUCAACUGGAACGCCGCUUUACCUACCCCAUGGAGGCUGGUAAAUUCUAUACGCUCGUCCUGGAAUCGUGGAACACAGAUCAGGAAAUCCUCCAUGGCAAGCCCCUGUAUGGCCGGAUGUUCCAGGGGUCAAGUUUGCGGUUCCAAGAAUUCGUGGACGAGAACCAGCGAAUUCGCGAGGCUUGCGAAUCAGCGCAAAGGUCCGAUUACGCUGUGGUAUGCGUCGGCACGACGAGCGAAAUCGAGUCGGAAGGAUUCGACCGCAGCUCAAUGGACCUGUCCAGCUCGCAGUAUGAGCAAAUCCAAGCCGUGGCGGCUGCAAAUAGCCGGACAAUUGUUGUCAACUUUAGUGGUAGUCCCGUCACCAUGACGGCAGUUGUCGAUCAAGUACCCGCCUUAAUACAGGCCUGGUUUCCGGGACAAGAAUGCGGCCAUUCGCUGGCUCGACUUCUCAGUGGUGAUGUCUGUCCCAGUGGCCGGCUGCCAUUCUCCUGGCCACGUCAGGACGAGGACAAUCCGACCUUUCACAACUUCCCCUGCGAUGAAGACAAUGUCGUUCGUUACGAGGAGAAGCUGGACGUUGGAUACCGCUUUUAUGAUCGCCCGGAGAGCCCCAUGCCCCUGUUCCCUUUCGGCUUUGGUCUCUCGUACACGCAGUUCCAUGUUACUGGUCUUCGGGUGAAACGUACGGUCUUCUCGGGAUUGGACGUGUCAGUGGAGCUCAUCUGCGAUGCUAAAAAUGUGGGAGCCCGAGACGGCGCGGCCGUACUGCAGUACUAUGUGCAGCCUCCUCUAGGAGCAGGCACUGGUGGUUGUAAGCGGCCCAUCAAGGAGUUGAAGGAAUUCCAAAAGGUAUAUCUAGUUGCCGGUGAAAGUCGAGAGGUGCAGAUCACGCUUGAUAAGUACAGCAUCAGUUACUUCAACGCCGAAAGGGAUUCCUGGGUAGCGGACCCGGGUGUAUACAAGGUGCAUUUGGGUACGUCCUCUCAAGACGUUGUGGGGACAGUGAGUUUUGUUGUACGGGAACCACUCGCUUGGAAGGGCCUCUAG